Messenger RNA from Clarias gariepinus (North African catfish), 3294 nucleotides. It is a transcript of the gene nat10, whose product is annotated as N-acetyltransferase 10. Gene Ontology annotation, biological process: rRNA acetylation involved in maturation of SSU-rRNA. Bases 116 to 3196 code for a protein of 1026 amino acids. The record is from RefSeq and is a predicted model, not a curated record. Gene Ontology annotation, molecular function: tRNA binding; ATP binding; 18S rRNA cytidine N-acetyltransferase activity. Gene Ontology annotation, cellular component: 90S preribosome; nucleolus. NCBI's taxonomy places the organism in Eukaryota, Metazoa, Chordata, Actinopteri, Siluriformes, Clariidae. The transcript has a single exon.
ACGUGUUCCAUGUUGUAUCUGUCCAUGUGAACGUGUUUGCGGUGUGUGAAAUUAAACCGGAGAGAUUAUCAUUUUGGGAGAAACGUUUUUUUUUUCUUCUUCACGCUGAGCGAACAUGGCGACCUACCGGAAGAAGGUGGAUAAUCGUAUCCGCGUACAGAUCGAGAACGGAGUGACUCAGCGGCAUCGGACAAUGUUUGUUAUAGUCGGCGAUCAGGGCAGAGACCAGGUUGUGAUUCUGCACCACAUGCUGUCCAAGGCCGCGGUGCGAGCGCGACCAUCGGUGCUGUGGUGUUACAAGAACGAGCUCGGCUUCAGCAGUAACCGCAAGAAACGCAUGCGGCAGCUACAGAAAAAAAUCAAAACAGGUACCCUGAACCUAAAGCAGGACGACCCGUUUGAGCUUUUUAUCGCCGCAACCAACAUCCGGUACUGUUACUACAAUGAAACUCACAAAAUUCUGGGCAACACGUAUGGCAUGUGUGUGCUGCAGGACUUCGAGGCUCUAACCCCAAACCUCCUGGCUCGAACAGUUGAAACAGUAGAAGGUGGUGGGAUUGUGGUCAUCCUACUGAGGACCAUGAAGUCACUCAAGCAGCUGUACACCAUGGCAAUGGAUGUCCAUUCCCGCUACAGGACAGAGGCGCACCAGGAUGUCAUAGGACGGUUCAACGAAAGAUUCAUACUGUCGCUCUCCUCCUGCAAGACCUGCAUCGUAACCGAUGAUCAACUCAACGUUCUGCCCAUCUCCAAACACAAUGCCAACAUCAAACCCGUGCCGGCUAAAUCGCAGGACGAUGCUCUGCUGCCACAGGAGCAGGAACUGAAGGACCUGAAAGAGUCGAUGCAGGACACGCAGGUCGUCGGUGCCUUAAUGGACUGCUGUAAAACCAUGGAUCAGGCGAAAGCCGUGUUAAAGUUCAUCGAAGCCAUUUCAGAAAAGACUCUAAGGAGCACAGUAGCUCUGACCGCUGCUAGAGGACGUGGAAAGUCCGCGGCGCUCGGCUUAUCUAUCGCCGGUGCGGUCUCGUUUGGCUAUUCCAACAUAUUUGUUACUUCGCCCAGCCCGGACAAUUUGCACACGCUAUUCGAGUUCGUAUUCAAAGGCUUGGAUUUGCUACACUACCAGGAACAUCUGGAUUAUGAAAUUGUCCAAUCGUUGAAUCCUGAGUUUAAUAAAGCUGUGGUCAGAGUUAACAUCUUUAAGGAACAUCGCCAGACCAUUCAGUACAUCCACCCCGGCGAUGCUGUGAAGCUGGGUCAGGCAGAGCUGGUGGUUAUCGAUGAGGCUGCUGCUAUCCCUUUGCCGCUGGUGAAAAAUCUGCUUGGGCCGUAUCUUGUGUUUAUGGCUUCUACAAUCAAUGGGUAUGAAGGCACGGGGCGCUCACUUUCUCUUAAACUGAUCCAGCAGCUGCGGCAGCAAAGCGCAGACAGCCAGCAGAACCUCUCUGCUGAAAACAAAACCACGAGCACAGCCAGGCUGGCUUCAGCACGAUCACUCCAUGAGGUUUCUCUCCAAGAGUCUAUUCGGUACGCUCAGGGAGAUCCUGUAGAAAAAUGGCUGAACGAACUCCUGUGUCUCGACUGCUUGAGCGUGCCGCGCAUCAUUUCGGGCUGUCCUUUGCCCGAAACAUGCGAUCUGUAUUACGUGAACCGUGACACCCUGUUCUGUUAUCACAAAGCAUCUGAAGCCUUCCUGCAACGUCUUAUGGCGCUCUAUGUUGCUUCUCACUAUAAGAACUCCCCCAAUGACUUACAGCUACUCUCGGAUGCUCCAGCUCACCAUCUCUUCUGCUUGCUGCCUCCUGUUCCACAAACACACAACUCUCUGCCAGAGGUCCUAGCAGUUGUACAGGUAUGUUUGGAGGGCGAGAUUUCCCAGCAGUCCAUCCUCAACAGCUUGUCCAGAGGAAAAAAGGCUUCUGGAGACCUUAUCCCUUGGACUGUAUCGGAGCAGUUUCAAGAUUCUAAAUUCGGCAGCCUGUCAGGUGGAAGGGUGGUGCGAAUCGCAGUAAAUCCUGACUACCAGGGGAUGGGUUACGGGACACGUGCUCUGCAGCUCUUGCAGCAGUAUUAUCAGGGACAGUUUCCUCUCUUGGAUGACAAGCAGGGCAACCCAGUCGCAUUCAACUCUGUCAGCAGCGAGGCCAUGAGCCUGUUAGAAGAGGUUGUGUCUCCGCGAACCGAUCUGCCACCGCUGUUACUGAAGCUAAAUGAGAGGACUGCAGAAAGACUGGACUACUUGGGGGUCUCGUAUGGCCUCACCCCACAGUUGCUAAAAUUCUGGAAAAAGGCUGGGUAUGUUCCAGUGUAUUUAAGACAAACUCCAAACGACUUGACAGGAGAGCACUCGUGUGUAAUGCUGAAGGAACUGAACGCUGAAGAUUCAGCAGAACAGAGUCAGUGGCUGCCAGCAUUCUGGAAGGAUUUCAGACGGAGAUUCCUUUCUCUGCUGUCCUACCAGUUUAGCAGUUUUAGCCCUACACUAGCCUUAAACAUACUUCAGAACAAGAACAUCAAAGACGACAACUCAACGACUCUAACGGCUGCAGAAUUAGCAGCGCAAUACACACCAUACGAUCUGUCACGUUUGGAAAUGUACUCCCGGAACAUGGUUGACUACCACCUGAUUAUGGACAUGGUGCCUGCUAUAGCACGGAUGUUCUUCCUAAAGCAGCUCGGAGAUAUCUCGCUUUCUGUCGCCCAGUCCGCUCUGCUCCUGGGACUCGGUUUGCAGCACAAAUCUAUCGACGAUCUAGAGAAAGAGAUUAAGCUGCCCGGCUCUCAGCUCAUGGGCCUGUUUAACCGACUCAUGCGAAAAGUAGUGCAGUUAUUCACCGCCAUCCAGGAGAAGGCAGUCGAGGCAGAGAUGGCUCCAGUCAAAGAUAUUAACAUGGAACCGACUGCUCAGGCGCUGCACAAAGAAUUGGACGAGGCCGCCAAAGCGUUCGAGGAGAAACACAAGGAAGACAUGAUGAAAAUUAAAGAUAUGGAUCUUUCCCAGUACAUGAUUCGAGGAGAUGAUGAAGAAUGGACUCAAGUGCUGAAGAAAGCUGGACAAACAGCAAUAGUGAGCAUCAAGAGUGAUAAGAAACGUAAAUUAGAGGUGGAAAACAAGAAAGAGUGGGAAGGUGGCAAGAAGAUGAAGAAAAAUAACAAGAAAAAAGGUCUAAUGGGAAAGAAAUCAAAAUACUGAGAUGCUUGUUUUUCUAUUUGUGUUUUUCUUUUUCUUUUUUAUAUUAUAUAUGUUAUUAUAUAUCAUUAAUGAACAAUCAGUAAAUUUCAUUGGUUUUA